AAAAAAAAAGCAGCUGCUUCCGGUGUUUGCGUGUGAGAGGAAGUCGGGCGGAGCCGGGUAGCGUAAAAGUAACGGGGACCUCUGCUUCAGUUGGGUUAAAUCAUGAACAAACGUCCGCUACUUUUGUGCCUUGGCCUAUGGGUAGCCUGCACAUUAAGCAAACCCACAGAGAAGAAGGAUCGUGUUCAUCAUGACUCUCAGCUUAGUGAUAAAGUUCAUGAUGAUGCACAAAAUUUUGACUAUGACCAUGAUGCUUUUCUGGGUGCCGAGGAUGCAAAAACAUUUGAUCAGCUAACACCUGAAGAGAGCAAGGAGAGACUGGGAAUGAUUGUAGGUAAGAUAGACUUGGAUAAUGAUGGGUAUGUGACGGAGGGGGAACUGACUGCAUGGAUCAAGAAAGCCCAAAAGAAGUAUGUGUACGACAACGUUGAGCGGCAGUGGCAGGAGUUUGACCUGAGCCAGGAUGGACUCGUAUCGUGGGAUGAGUACAGAAAUGUCACCUAUGGCACUUACCUGGAUGAUCAGGAUCCAGACAAUAGCUUCAAUUACAAACAAAUGAUGAUAAGAGAUGAGAGACGAUUUAAAAUGGCUGACAAAGAUGGUGAUCUCGUAGCAACAAAAGAAGAGUUCACAGCAUUUCUUCACCCAGAGGAGUUUGAUUACAUGAAGGACAUUGUGGUUUUGGAAACCAUGGAAGAUAUUGAUAAAAAUGGUGAUGGCCUUAUAGACCUAGAAGAGUAUAUAGGUGAUAUGUACAACCAUGAUGGAGAUGCUAAUGAGCCAGAGUGGGUGAAGACUGAGCGAGAACAGUUUAUGGAGUUCAGAGACAAGAACCAUGAUGGAAAAAUGGACAAAGAAGAGACAAAAGACUGGAUUCUUCCUUCUGACUAUGACCAUUCUGAAGCUGAAUCCCGCCAUCUUGUUUAUGAGUCAGACCAUAACCAGGAUGGCAAACUGACACGAGAGGAAAUAGUUGAUAAAUAUGACUUAUUUGUGGGCAGCCAAGCUACAGACUUCGGGGAGGCACUGGUCAGACAUGAUGAAUUCUGAGUGCUGUAAAUUCAUUCCUCCAUCAAGAGACCUACUAAACCCUUCAUCUUUGUGCACACAGUGAAUGGAGGGAAAAUGACUUAACUGAGAACAAAAGUUAUUUAUUGUAAAACAACGUCCUGGUCAACAAGACAAGCGUUGGAGUGCAUUUCCAGACAUUACACUAAUUGCUGCGCUUUUUGCAGUGUGGUGCAGGGCAGAUGCCUUGCACAGCCAAAAGAAUAUUAUUAUCCAUUUGUGUUCUUAAUAUUUUAACACUAGGUUUGGAAUGUAUUAAUUGUUCAGCCUUUGUAUACUCUGGCACAGAGAACUUGUUGCCAUUUCCCAUACAUUUAUGCCCAUAAGCAGAAAGUUGGCACCUAUUGACUGAUAUUCUGAAAAUCUGCCUUUCAGUAAUUUAUGCUAUUUUUUGCCAAGAUAGUAGUUGGUGUCAUCUUAAUGAAAAAAUAUUAAACCUCAAAAUCCCCCCCCCCCCAAAAAAAAAGUUGGAAGAAGGUGUUUACAUAUUUGCAUCAAAGAAUGCUGGGGGGAAAAAACUGUUUAGGUCCAGCCUUUAAAGAGCAGAAGGAAUAAUGUUUUGGUGCAUGUUUCUGCCCCUAUUUUAUAGCUUUUUAUUGGGGGAGGGCACUAUCAUUGAACUAUCUUUUGUAUUGUGCCUUGAAAUUUGUAAUAUUUGGAGAAAUAGAAAACUGCUGGGAUUUUUUAAUCAAAAAGUUUGUCACUUUUGUACAUUGUUAGGGUAAUGUAUUUUUUGGAACUUAUGCUAAGUCGUGUUCCUUUCACUCGAAAUCCAUGUCUAAUUCUAGCUUGGGGGUAAUUGCACAUUUUGUUUCCAGGUAAAUGGAGGCAAAAACUAUUGCAAUUCUAGCAUCUGUUAGUGUUAGUAUCUUGCAGUUGUCACCAAUGUGCAGUUAAUUAAACCUACUAGAACAGGAAGUAGUUUCCAGGUGCUCAGUUCCUUCUAAUUUCUACUCAGAUAACCACUUUCAAAAUUUCUGGUGUGCCAUCAUCUUUACUUCUCCCCCCUCCCCCAGAAUGGUAAUAAUACUAGAAAGUAAGACAUGCACUAAAAUAUUUUAUACUAGCUGUUUGAAACGUUUUAAAUAUUCUGCACAAUUUUGAGGAAGCAGGAUAUUUGUAUAUUAUCCGUGGGAAGAAGGGGCACCAUUACUGUAAAAUAUGCCCUCUUUUAUUUCUUUAGUGCAAAUGUGUGAAUUCCCUUGUGAGUAAUUACUUGUCUUUUUAGGCUGAAAAUAAUGUGUUUGGGAAUUUGAACUAUAGAAAUGACUGCCAAUUUAGCAAAGAUGACAAUGUUUAAUUCAAAUUUUAAUGAAAGAAAAACUGUCGGUGCACAGUCUUUUUGCUGCCUAUUUCUACUUUUUUUGUUUUAUUGAGUAGUAUAUUUAUAUAUAGUCAUAUUCUUUACAAAUUAGUAUUGCAUAAACUCAGUAUUUGUUCUAUGAUGUCUAUCUGCUCAUUGUCACAGGCGGUAACACUUUUAGUUAUUCUGUAAAUUAUCUUUUUAACACUAAAAACUGAGUAAAGGUGUUGCAGCUCUUUU
Messenger RNA from Xenopus laevis (African clawed frog), 2611 nucleotides. It is a transcript of the gene calu.L, whose product is annotated as calumenin L homeolog. Gene Ontology annotation, cellular component: Golgi apparatus; melanosome; endoplasmic reticulum membrane. Lineage: Eukaryota; Metazoa; Chordata; Amphibia; Anura; Pipidae. The record is from RefSeq and is marked provisional. Gene Ontology annotation, molecular function: calcium ion binding.